Messenger RNA from Folsomia candida, 9147 nucleotides. RefSeq lists its product as uncharacterized. Bases 138 to 1169 code for a protein of 343 amino acids. Gene Ontology annotation, biological process: regulation of transcription by RNA polymerase II. The transcript has 8 exons. NCBI's taxonomy places the organism in Eukaryota, Metazoa, Arthropoda, Collembola, Entomobryomorpha, Isotomidae. Gene Ontology annotation, molecular function: RNA polymerase II cis-regulatory region sequence-specific DNA binding; protein dimerization activity; DNA-binding transcription factor activity, RNA polymerase II-specific. Gene Ontology annotation, cellular component: nucleus. The record is from RefSeq and is a predicted model, not a curated record.
CAUUACUCGUGGCGAAGGAACAUGUGAUGUUGUCGGUUGAGAAAAAAAUACAAAUUGUGUUUCACUAAUUUUUCCAACUUUUUAAAAAAUAUUACGACACAAAUUUAAUUUUAUUGAUUGACUAUUCCAAAAAGACGAUGGAGACGGAAAGAGCGAUCCGACGCAAUGUCGCCAAUUUAAAUGAACGACGCCGCAUGCACAGCAUUAAUGAUGGAUUUGACGUCCUACGGAAUUAUUUACCGGGUCAGGGACGUGAAAAUUUAAGCAAGGCUGCAGUUUUGCAACAAACGGCGGAAUUGGUUGCCCAAUUAUUGGAGGAAAGGAACGCUGUGGCGAAUAAUGACACAUACGGAGUGGUGAAACAGGACAGAGACGAGAUGCCGGUCCUAAUUCCACAAGUUCGAGUUCCUCCUGGGCUAGAAAGUAUUCCAAGUAUAAAGAGGAAAGUCAGUAAAGGAACUGGAAACAUUUUGCAAGAUUUAAUCUCUUCAACCGUUCACGUGGAAAAAUACGCUGUCCCACCCAACCAAAUUGACCAGAUUCGGAAAAUUCGCACUGUUGAAGAAAUUGCGAAAUGCUCGAUAUGUUUAACGGAGGGGAAAGUUCUACCACUAGCGUCGCCCGAGCUGGAAAUCUUUAUAGACCUCGCAAAAAACGAGAUGUCCUUCGCCCUCUUCUCUUGGACGUUGUGUUGUUCCUCGUGUCAAUCAACGCUGCAAAAAUUGACCAAGUUGCAGAAUGAGAUUGACAACAUAAAGAUGUGUUUGAUGACGUUGAUCAGAACAAAACGUGGUCGUUCGUCAGUUUCGGAAACUUUCCAGGUGAUAAACCACCUAGAAUUCCACAGCGCUCCGCCUUCACCGGACCAUACUGAAUUAGUCGAUCCGCUUGAAGAUGUAUGUCCUCAAGAAGAGGAUAAAAUUGAUUUCUUGAAUUUAAACCAAGAAGAUUCCAACGACGACGACUUCUUAGAAGACAGUGAAGAUAUCAACGAAGAUAUCGACGUCAAACCUCUCCUGGUUGGAACAGAGGUUGAUGUGGACUCCGAUAUGCCAAUUAUUAUUAAAAAUUGCGUAUCAAUCUCGAGCCAAUCUGUAUUGGAAAACUUGGUUGGUUCGGAUGAUUCCGGAAACCAGAAUAGUAAAAGGAAUGCCUCGAAACUCAAUUAACCGAAUACUGGACAUAUACGACGAACGCGGAAAUGCAGAUUUCAAAAAAUCAGUUGGCCGACCUGCCCUCCUGGGGUCGAAGAAAGUAGUGAAGAGAGUGGAGAAAGCUUUUCUCAAAAACCCCAACACUUCGGAUAGUGCUGUUGCAGCUAUGGUGGGCUUAUCAAGAUCGUAUGUACAGAAAACUACAGGCAGGGUGUGCUACCCCGGGUUUUUGGGGUUUUGGGGUUUUGCGGGUAUUGGUGGGUUUUGGGGUAUCAAAAAUGAGCAACACCCAGGGGUAGUUGGGGUAGUCGGGGUUUUCGAAUUUAAUAGAGUGUGAUAACAGGGUACUGCUAUCAAUUCUACCAAUUAAUUAUUUAUUAAAAUAAAUUAACAAGCAGAAUUGUUGCACAAUUGCUGAAAAAGUAGAUUUUUGUCAAACCUUAAUACAUGAGACACUGACUCAGUUUACCCCAAAAAACCCCGACUACCCCUACUACCCCGACUACCCCACUACCCGCAAAACCCAAGUAAAACCCCUAUGUAUGGGUUUUCAACAGCAAAACCCCGGGGUUUUCCUUACCCUGUCUACAGCGUAGGAGUUAGGCUUCAAGACGCAUAAAGCACAAACUGUACCAAAAUACAACGAAAGUCAAAAACAUGGAGCUAAGACCAACUGUCGAUAAAUUUAUGAAAAAAUGCUGAAGCAAAGGACCCCCAACUUAAUCGUCAUGGAUGACGAAACGUACUGCACUGUGGAUCCCGAACGUGUUAAUGGUGAAAAGCACUACUCCUGUGCUAUCAGGAAGAUAAGCACAAAUUCAAAGGAGAAGUUUGCCAAAAAGUACCUGAUAUGGCUAGCUCUUGAGGAAAUCGGCUCAAUUGAGGGAAAUUUCAAAACCAUUUAUUAUUUGCAAGACUUUGAAUUCUAAACUCUACCUGAAAGAGUGUGUCAUAAAGAGAUUGAUCCCCUUCAUAAAAAACAAGCAUGUUUUGUUUUUGCCGAACAUAGCGACAUCCCACUAUGCCAAGAUUGUGACCGACUCUCAGAGGUGGGCAAUAUACAUCAAAAUGUAUAUUGAAUAUACUUUGCCAAUAUACUCAAAUUUUCGUCUCAAUAUACUAUACAAUAUACAAUAUACAACAAAAUUGAAAUAUACAAUAUACAAAUAUACGUAUAUAAUAUACAUUAUUUUAGUUUCAAUAUACUAUACAUGUAUAUUCAAUAUACAAUUCCAAUAUACUUUGCAGACAAUGAGAUACAAAGUGUAAUUUAGUGUUGUAAGUUCAAAAUUUUUCAUUGAACCUUAACAUUUUUUAAGGCGGCAGCUGGUAAAUGCCGCCAGCACAAAAUUGAAUUUUCGCUUAUCAUUAGAUAUUUACAUUUGGAUAUUUGGAGUCAGGAAGGUUUCCGGGUUUCUUCUAUUAAUGGAGAGGCAAUUUUUUGCUACAAGUUGCACAUUACCUAUUAAACCUAUUACCACUUAGGGAUGCAAUUACACCUAAGAAAUUUUAAUUGAAAAACGUUAAAAAAUGAAAAAUAUUGUAAAAAAAUUAGUUAAUAUGAAAAUGUAGACGUCGGGCUUUCUUAAAAAAUGGGUUUUCGGGGCAUGCUCCUUCAACAUUUUUUUGUAACACGAAUUAGGGUAACCACAAUUGUCCUGACUAAAACCUGGACAUUUUAGGCAAAAAAAAUGUCCACAAUAUCUAGUGCUUACAAGCGAAAAAUUUGUCAAUAAUAUCCAAUGCUUGGCGAGAAAUCUGCAGGAAUGGGAGUAAAUAUUUGAUGCACGUCGCUGGUAUUUAUGAGCUAAAAUCUACUUUUUCAUAUAAUAUUUUGGCGAAAAAAGUGACAUAAUGUAAUUUUUGAAUUUAAAAAGAUUUUAAAAAACGGGACAUUUUCGGGACGCCGGGACAGGUUUACAAAAACCGGGACGUCUGGUCACCCUAAUAUAGACUCAGCACAUCUACUAAAUAAAAAUAACUUUAGUUCAAAACUCGGACCACUAUUAAAAAAUCGCUAAUUUAAAAAUUGUCUCAAAAUAAAAAGUGCUCCCUUUUUCACAGCGGAAUCAUUACAGGUUUGAGGACCAUGAAUUUAUGGAUUUGGAAAUGGGAGCACUUCUUCAUUUUGUAGUCAAAACUCAGUGUUUUUUGCGAAUUUUUAGCUAAGAAUUAUUUGUAUUUUUUUUACAUCUGUAGAUGUGUUGAACUAUAUACACAAGGAACAAGGAAGCCUGAUUUAUUUAGAGCACCCGCAAAUGGAUAUAAAGAUUUUAUAAUUUCGACGUUUAAUAUAUAACCCAGCACAACUUGAAAAUAUGCAUUCUGGUCAUUCCUCAUUCGCCAUGUAUUUUAUACCUAAUUGUAUAUUGUAUAUUUACUGGACAGUUUUUUGUCCAAUAUACAAUAUACAAUAUACUUUUUUUCAAGUUUUUUAAUAUACAAUAUACAAAAAGUAUGUUAUAUACGUAUAUAAUAUACUUGUAUAUUUAAUAUACAUGUAUAUUGCCCACCUCUGCCGACUCUCUUCGAAGCAAAAAACUCGACUUUCUCAUCCAAUUGAACGGUUUUGGGCACUAAUCAAGAAGGAAUAUGCCAAACGACAAAAACCACCCAAAAACAGGAUUUAUACAGGUCAUGACGGCAAUAAGCAAAGGCGUUGGGAAAACCAGUGGCAAAGCCUUGAUGGCCACCGUUCGCAAAGAGCUUCGCUCAAUCGGAAGGAAUGGAGUGUUUUGACCAUUGGUGGACAAUUUUAAGCACCUACAAUACACAUCUAUAAUUUAUAUAAAUUUCACUAAAUUUGCUAUUACGAUUCAUUUUUUGCAGACAAUAAACCUACUGCGACUUUUAUUAGUGGCAUAUCCUUAAAACAAAAAAUAUAAUUGGGCGUGGUUCCACGUAUGUAAGAAAUAUUAUUAGAGAUACAUUUGUAAUAAAUAUGAGCGCACAUGUAAAAAAUCUAUUCAUAUUUUAGUAUUUUAUUUUCCGUUGGAAAUGCCGACGUAUUUGGGGUUUGUCCAUUAAAAGCAAUAUUUCGACUUCUUCUAGAUUCGAAGUCCGAAUCCACAAUAACUUUAGAACACAGUCGAAUUUCGGACAGACGAACAAUACAUUCACAUAAAGGGAUUUCGCUUUGUUUUACCCCUUAAUAAGAGGGCAGGUCUGGUGGAGUUAUUUACCCAGGUCCCACAGUAUCCAUCCUAGCCCAGUCGUCUAAAUGGCAAGGUGGGUUCGUGGGUUCAAGUCCUGCACGUGGUAUUUUUUAUUUUUAACAUUUUGAUUGUUAUCAGCUUGUUGGACAGUGUUUCCUGCGGUUUCAUAAAUCUCCUUCACCUUGACCUGUGAUUACUGCAUAGACGGUCAAAGGUAGAAAAGUUCAAAUUUUAGUGCUUGUCAUGCACAUUAUGCAGUUGUUAAAAUGAAAAUGCAUUCGCACUUGCAUGGUCUUAUUAGAAUAAUGUAUACACGUACAUGUACUGUAUGUACUAAUACCAUACAUUCCCACCCUAAAUUUUCCUUGCAUACCCAAAUCGGAGAUCCACUUGCAGACCAAAAAAAAGGUACCCUAAAUUUUCCUUGCCGACCACACAAAAAAAAAGGUAUCACCUCACCCCGAAACUUUGGGGUAUGGUGAUACCUUUUUUUGGUCUGCAGUGGCACCAAACUAAAACAAUACCCCUCCUCUUCGUCAUCUUUCAUUGUACUCUCUCUUGUGGUUUCUCCUUCAAAAAAAAAUUAUUUUUAAAAUUUUAAAAAGUGACAUUUAGAACGAGAAAUGGGUAAGUACACGAUUGCUUGACAUUAAGGACGCGCUGUGCAUCUUUUUGUAAAUAAAAUUUUGAGAAACGUGAAACUGGAUAGCAACAACUUUCUAACUCAAAUCCCAAAUUGUUUCUCAGUCAGUAAAACUCAGGGUGACUUUUGCACCUUUGUACCUUAAGCAAAAUUGCGGGCAGUGGCAGUACUCCAGAUUUGGAAGUUUACAUGUCACAUUUGGUUUGUUUUAUGCAAAAUUUGCCUCAGAAAUGUCAAUCACCAUUGAUUACCAAUUCUUUAAAAAAUAUGUGCAGCGUGUCCUUCGGAGGAUACCGGCUCAUCUUACUGAAGACCAUGAGACCUCACUCACUUUACAGUUUAAAUAAGCGAGUGGUACUUUUUUCACGGCGUACCUAUGUAUUUAUAUAGUGAUUGCUUAUGUUUAUAUAGGAGAUAUGUACCUAUUCUCGAUCAACACCGAGUUGAACACACUCUUAGAAAAAUUGAGUAAAAAAGAGGAUGACACAACGAGUUGAGUAAAAUUUACCCAACGGAUGUGUGAAGUUCAUCCAAGUUGUGGAAAAUGUAUCCAACGGUUGUGUCAAAUUUCCCCAGGUGCAGGAUAAAUUUUACUCAACUGGUUGUGUCAUCCUCUUUUUUACUCAACCUUGGACAAAUUUUAGUUAUUUUUGUUUAGACUGCAGAUAUUGAGAAUUCUGAGAAACUAUACGUGUCACUGUCAGUCUCAAAUUUCUUCAACUUAAAUUGAUUACGUUUUUUAAUACAUAUCCAGCUGGGGGGAUUUUGAGACUGACAGUGACGCAUAUAGUUUCUCAGAAUUCCGGAUUUCUGUAAAAGUUCAAUUCCAUGUGGAUGAAGAGUAUCCCAACCACCGAGUGAAGUAUGUAGGAUUAGAAAAUAUGUAAGCAGUAAUAAUUUCCUAGGUAAUUUUACCCAAAGCACGGUAAGAAACGAAAUUUGGCACAAACCGAAGCAACCGCUGUGUUUUAAAUAGUACGACAUUUAUUUGCUGCCAUUAUCGCGAACAAUUUCUGUAAAUGUUCUUCGCCUCAUAUUCGUCAAUUUUAUUUUAAAUGUGUGACCUAUUUGUACGAGGGAGAAUCAUUAAGUAAUGCGAAUAUUAGUUCAUCUCGGCCAUAAAGGUCGUUUGUUUCAAUUAAUUUUGUGACUUUUCAACAUAAUCUCCUUCCAAUUCAAUACAACUGGACAUGAGCAGCACAUUUCCACCCAAACGACGGAAAAGCCGUACAAGUGUGCCACGUGUGGGAGGAGCUUCGGUUAAUCCAUAAGGGAACCAUGCAAAAGCACGAGAUGACGCAUUUCGACAAAUCUUCCCGAGCCGUGUCGAAAUGCCUCCAGUGUCCUAAGACCUUCUUAAGAAAAGGUAAUCUACAAUGGCACAUCCGAGUUUCGCAUGAAAAUCAAAAGAAUAAUCGUUGUCCGGUUUGUGACAAGAGAUUCUCAAACUCAUCAAACUUGAAGGCAGGGUUCGGAAAUCCCCUGGGUUUUUCUAGAAAAACCCAACCCCGGGGGUUUUUCCGGGGUUUUUGGGGUUUUUGUGGGUUUUUGUAGAUUUUGGGGCGGGCUGAAGCAAAAUUCCUAAAAUUACAUAUCAGAGUAAAACCAAUUGAUUAUUCGAAAUCAACAAGGAAUUUUCAGAACUUUAAUUGAGUUUGAUUAUCAAGUUAAAAGUUCAUGUUUAACAAGCAAAACAGAAAUAAAACCAGGAAUAUGCAAUGAUACUUGGAAAUACAAGUCGCACAUAAAAAUACUCAGAAUUUCAUUCUGAAUCCGAAAAUUAAAUUUGAAUUGGUUUAAGUUGUAGUUUAAAGAAUCUUGUUUCAAUCUGCCCCAAAAUUUUACAAAAACCCAGGAAAAACCCACAAAAACCCGCAAAAACCCCAUUAAGCAUUAGGGUUUUUCCGGACAUUUGAUACCCCAAAAACCCACAAAAACCCCAAAAACCCCAACCGACAAAAACCCGGGGUAGCGAACCCUGCUUGAAGGGUCACGUGGAAGCGAAACAAUCCGUGAGCAAAGAGCUCAUCUAUUCCUGCCACAAGUGCGAGUUCAAGACCCACGCGAAAAUCAAUUUCGCCUCGCACAAAAUACGCCACAAUGCAGUGAAACACGAGUGUUACUUUUGUGGCAAGAAAUUCAUAACUUAUUACGAAUUGAUCAAUCAUUGUGGAGUUGAUACUUUAGAAAACUUAAAAUAAGUUAUUUUUACUCUCCGUUCAAAAAAAUUGGGACAAGAGUGCUUAAAUUUUAUGACAAACUCGCUGUUAAAUAGCAACGAUAAAAAAGAAAAUUUAACUUGAACGGGAAAAAAAUAAUUUAAUUCGAAAAUUAUAACUUGAAAGCAACUAACGAAUACAAAAUUCUGCUAGAUCUGGCAGAUUUUGUUGUCAAUUUUUGUAAUGAAAAGUUUAAUGUGUAGUAAGUACACUGCAAAAAAUAUGGUGUAAAUUUUACACCGCGCGGGGUGCAUAUGUGGCUACACCGGCAUGGUGUUACUAUUUGUCACCGCGUGGUGAUAAAACUGUCACCAGACGGUGACAGUUUUUCACCAUGCGGUUGCAAUUUUACACUUGACGGUGAGAAUUUAUCACCAAACGGUGUAGCCACAUAUCGACACGGCUGUUUUGCUAAUAUUUUUUGUAGUGUAUGAAUGUAUAGGGGUAUACAUGUAUUUAUUUAUUUAUCAAUACAUAGUUUUCAGGUUUUUAUAAACUUUGUCCCAUUUGGAAAAACUUUUUAGUAGGAAACCGUGGGAUUUUAUUUAGUAACAAACUUACAAUGCAAGUCUUUCACGUGUAAAACUCCGAUUCGCAUGGGACCAAUUUUAUUUUGUUCACCACAAAAAAUAAGCAUACCCGUAUUUUUGCAUUUUUCAUAAUGCGCUAAUUUGAGCGCUGGGCGCGAAUUUUAAACUGUUUUCCAGCCAAAACCUCGGGUUUUAAAAGAUCUAUAACUUUUUAUGUUUUUGUGGGAAUAAAAAAAUUCAAAAACAUGUUUCUUCUAAAGGGUGGGCUUAAAGUUUCUGGAAAAAAUUAACUUCAAAACAUAAGUAGUCAAAACUUUUUAUUGCGUGUAUAGAAUAUUAUAAUUUUUUGUAUGAUUAUUAACUAAUAUUUAGAGUGUCCGCCACCAGCUUCCAACAUUUGUUCAAUGCGUGAAUUGAAUGACUGUGCCAAAUUUUCCAAAACGGUAACCGGAAUGCUUUCCCACUCAUGUUGAAAUCUUCUGAAUAGCUCAGCGGUUUUGGUUGGAUAUGGCGGUUUGUACGCAGAAUCCUUAACAAUGAUUCAUAAAUUCUCCAGAGGAUUCAAAUCUGAUGAAUUUCCGGGCCACACCCCUUUCCCCCACACUGUCAAAAGGAGCGCCUCCAAAACUUUGGUGGUCACUUUUGCAGUGUGUGCUGGUGCUCCAUCUUGCUGAAAGGUGACCUUCUGUUGUUGGGGGAAUAAAGUUGGGUCCUUCAUGGAUUUAAUGUAAAGUGGGAGGAUCUUGUCUUUGUAGUAUGCAGCGUUUACGGUACCUCCACUUACCAUAUGCAGCUUUGUAACUCCUUGAGCACAGAAGCCACCAGCUACCAUAACUUUUAGACCAAGUUUUGGGGUCAAUAUUUUCGGGAUUUUUUUCGGAUCAGCUGUAUAGUAUCUUUGAUUUUGUCUGUUACCAGUUGGUGACACCUCCAGCCAGGUUUCAUCAGUGAAAAGAAUGUGAGAGCGUUUCUGCUGCGCCCGUCUGUCGUCACCCAAGUAUCCCGUUCUCUUGACUGUUUCGCCGAAUUUUAAUCGGUCCUGAAUAUUUUUUUGAGUCAGAAUCUGUUUCUUAGGUCUUUUGUAAGCCGUUUUGCCCCAUUUUUGCUUUUUUGCGUAAUUUCGAACCGCAGCACGACUUAUUUUCUUCCCCUUCUUUUGAUACCUCGCCGACUCGUUCAGCUUCUUUAGUGUUUUCCUCACGGAUCCACCAAUUUUCUCUUUCAAAUUUCUUGUUAUUUGCGAUUUUGAAGUAGGGGAGAAUGCUGUGGGUCGGCCUGACCUUUUUUUGUCCACCACGGUACGGCGACCUUCCCACAGUUUGACCGUAUUGUAAGCAACUCCUAGUUUCCUCGAAAUUUGGGAGGCACCAUAUCCCUCGCUCAAUAGAGUUUGAAUCUGCACCCUUUUCUCUUCUCGACUCCUCAUAUUGUUGGACUACAAGGGGA